UGGUCGUCGCCGGUUGAUCGACCGAUGGCGCCGCAGGGGAAGGGGGAGGGGGAGGGUGGGCAGAAGAUGACGAUGAUCUACGCGAUGGUGGCGCGGGGCACGAUGGUGGUGGCGGAGCACACGGCGUACACGGGCAACUUCCGGGACAUCGCCGCGCAGUGCCUGCACAAGCUCCCCGCCGGCGACAGCCGCUUCACCUACACCUGCGACGGCCACGCCUUCACCUUCCUCCUCCACCAGGGCUACGCCUACUGCGUGGUGGCGACGGAGUCGGCGGGGCGCGAGGUGCCCCUCGCCUUCCUGGAGAGGAUCAAGGAGGAGUUCAACAAGCGGUACGCCGGUGGCAAGGCCGCCACCGCCACAGCCAACAGCCUCACCAAAGAUUUCGGGCCGAGGCUGAAGGAGCAGAUGCAGUACUGCAUGGAUCACCCGGAGGAGGUGAGCAGGCUGUCUAAGGUGCAGGCCCAGGUCUCCGAGGUCAAGGGCAUCAUGAUGGAAAACAUCGACAAGGUGAUUGAUCGCGGGGAGCAGAUCGAGGGCCUGGUGACGAGGACCGAGCAGCUCCACGACCACGCCUUGGAUUUCAGGACCGAGGGCACGCGCAUCCGCCGCAGGAUGUGGUACCAGAACAUGAAGAUCAAGCUCAUCGUCGCCGGCAUCGUCGUCGCCAUCAUCCUCAUCAUCGUCCUCUCCAUCUGCCAUAGGGACCACUGCAAGUCCUAAGCCUAGCCUAGCUUCAUCACUUUGUUCGAACAAAGAAUCAAGACAUCCACCAAAAAAAAAAAGAGUCGGAGCGGCUGCUCCGGUCACUGGCACGUGGGCCCCGCAUGCCAUGUCUCGCGUCGAGUGAAUAAUCGGAUAAAUUUCAUGUUUUCUUGUUUAUUGUUAUAUUGUUUAACUUAGAGCAUCUUUAGUAGCAUUGCUUCAUCCGUUUGUCGAAAGGUUUUGUGAUAACUGCUAAUCGUAUAUACUCGACAAUUUGUAGCAGAGUUUGAGUACCACACAGUUUAAGCAUGAAAGUUUUGACCAUCAAUUCUACUGCAAACUCGAAUAGUAACAAAAAAUUCUACUACAAAUUCUCAUGAUCAUCACAAGUUAUGAUGAAUCGAAACAAGUUACAUAUGGUAGAUCUACUCAACUGAAGAAGAAACACAAGCAAACAAUGUACUAGCUACUAGUAACGUUGUGUAACUCGUAGUAACAAUUGAUUAGGCCUUAACGACGUCCACCGCGGCCGCGACCGCCGGCGUAGUAGUCCUCCUCCUCCUCCUCAUCUGCCACCACGCCGUGCCCCUUCUGCUCCGGCGCCACCGGCUCGUCCACGAAGGCAGCAGCAGCAGCAGGGUAAUCGGCCGCGGCCUCGAACGCGUCGCAGAGCGCCUUGUGCUGGGCCUUGACGGCGUCGUGGGACUCCUUGGUGGGCCUGCCGCCGGGCGGCGCCGCGACGCCGAGGACGCCGUAGUGGUCGGCCUUGUUGCUGUUGGCGGCGGCGAGGACCCUCUAGGCGUGAAGGUCGACGUGCAUCUUGGCCCUCCUCAGGUCGCCGGCCGCGAACAGCUUGUCCGCCGCCUUCAGCUGCGCCUCCAGCUGCGCCUCCAGCUGCUUCUUCUUCACCGCCACGGCCGCCGCCUCCAUCUGCUCGAGUUGCGCGAUCGGUCGCCGGCUCACCGUGAGUUCUUGCA
Molecule: messenger RNA, 1682 nt
Organism: Triticum aestivum (bread wheat)
Lineage: Eukaryota; Viridiplantae; Streptophyta; Magnoliopsida; Poales; Poaceae
Product: vesicle-associated membrane protein 721
Exons: 4
Coding region: 25-723 (232 amino acids)
Biological process (GO): vesicle-mediated transport
Cellular component (GO): membrane
Source: RefSeq, a predicted model, not a curated record